UACCUCUUACCACACCGAUCCCUCACUAGAAAACACAUAGAAUCUCACUCUCAGAUCGAAGAAACUGGGAGAAAAUGAGGUUCUCUUCCCAAGAAAACCCUUCUCUCUUCUUCUUCUUUUUCCUAUGUCUCUCCACAGUCUCUGCUUACACCAACUCAAGCAACAACGGUGAUGAAGCAGUAAGAAGAGAGCUACGUUCUGGGAGAUGCAACUGGUUUAGAGGGAAUUGGGUUUAUGACGUAAAGUAUCCACUUUACGAUCCUUAUAAAUGUCCGUUCAUAGAUCCACAGUUUAACUGCAAGAAGUACGGUCGUCCCGACAAUCUUUACCUUAAGUAUCGAUGGCAACCAUCCUCUUGCUCUCUCCCCAGAUUCAAUGGGUUGUAUUUCUUGAGAAAGAUGAGAGGGAAGAAGAUAAUGUUAGUUGGAGAUUCACUAAGCACAAACAUGUGGCAGUCUCUUGCUUGUCUAAUUCACUCUUGGGUUCCUAAAACUCGUUACACUCUUCUUCGACAAAAGGGUCUCGUUUCCCUCACCUUUGAGGAAUAUAGAGUGACGUUGAAGCUAUACAGAACACAGUUCUUAGUAGAUUUAGAUUCUGAGAAAGUUGGGAGAGUGCUUAAGCUGGAUUCUAUUAAACAAGGCAGAAUGUGGAGAGGCAUGGACGUCUUGGUUUUCAACAGUUGGCAUUGGUGGACCCAUACCGGUCACAUCCAGCCGUGGGAUUACAUGGAAGAUGGGCAUAGAUUAUACAAAGACAUGAACAGGCUGGUCGCUUACUACAAAGGUAUGACCACUUGGUCUCGAUGGGUUAACGCUUUUGUCGAUCCGUCUAAGACCAGAGUCUUCUUCAAUGGCGUUUCUCCUACUCACUACGAGGGUAAGGAUUGGGGAGAACCAAUGAAGACAUGUAAAAGUCAAACACAGCCAUUCUACGGGAGGAAGUAUCCAGGAGGGAUACCAAUGGCUUGGGUAGUUUUAGCCAAAGUGAUGAUGAGAUUGAAGAAACCGGUCCAUUGGCUCGACAUAACCGGUCUAUCUCAGCUUCGUAAAGAUGCUCACCCUUCUGCUUUCAGUGGGAACCAUCCCGGUAACGACUGUAGCCAUUGGUGUCUUCCUGGUUUACCUGAUACUUGGAACAUACUCUUUUACUCUAAACUUUUCUCUUGAAAUCUCUCUUCCUUUAUACAAAUGUCUAAGUUACUGAAUAACUAUCUAUAUAUUUUUAGUUAAUCUUGUAUUGUGGCCUUUGAUUCUUGAAUAAAACAACGUUUUAGAUACCAA
Molecule: messenger RNA, 1283 nt
Organism: Raphanus sativus (radish)
Lineage: Eukaryota; Viridiplantae; Streptophyta; Magnoliopsida; Brassicales; Brassicaceae
Product: protein trichome birefringence-like 39
Exons: 5
Coding region: 75-1169 (364 amino acids)
Cellular component (GO): Golgi apparatus
Molecular function (GO): O-acetyltransferase activity
Source: RefSeq, a predicted model, not a curated record